Adineta steineri is the source of this 1140-nucleotide messenger RNA. NCBI's taxonomy places the organism in Eukaryota, Metazoa, Rotifera, Eurotatoria, Adinetida, Adinetidae. The record is from the annotation of a GenBank genome assembly.
AUGCAAGACUCGUUUGCGGAUAAAAUUUAUAUUGAUACUGUGACGAUUUUUGAAGAUUUAUCAAAUGAAUUACUAUUUAAUAUAUUCGAAUAUUUUGAUGCCUAUCAACUUCAUUUAACUUUCAGACAAUUGAACCAUCGUUUCAAUUCUUUACUUACUAAAGUUCGCGUCCAUUUUGAUCUUGAUCCUAUUCCAUUAAAUGAAUUUUUUUCAUUUGUUCUCUCACUCAAUCAUCAUCAAAUUCUAUCGUUUACCUCACGAAAAUUAGAAAAGACACGUUCGUGGCUGUUUGAUAACGAUGAAGUCUUGCAGCAAUUUUCUAAAAUUUCUGCACUUACUCUGUUCGAUGUAACUUAUGGAGUUAUUAAUCGACUGCAUGAACGUCUUCCUAGCUUGAAGAGUACACUUAUCUAUGUGAACGUUGCCGAUACAACAAGAACAACCAUAAAUGGUCAUAAAAAUGAGCAUAUUUACUUCAAACAUUGGUGUCCAACACAUGAGUUUUGUUCGGAUAAAUUUUUUUCUCUUCGUUAUUUGAUCAUGGAUACCGAUUACAACCAUCAAGCAUUCGGAUUGUUAACUCCAACAAUAUCAACAAUCACAUAUUUUAAGCUAGGCUACAUUUAUUCUAUUAUUUGGCUUCUUCAUCUCUUUCGUUAUUCACCGCAACUAAAAGUAUUACAUGUAGAACAGUUCGUCGGUGUGUUAGAUGAUGAUGAUCGUCAAAAUCGUUAUCCAAGCAAAAACCCAAUCAUAUUUCCAUGUGCUCUCAAUAUGCAUAUUGUUGUUCUUAGGAAUUGUUAUUGUGAACCAAUUUCUAUUGAAUAUAUUCUUCGUGCAUGUCCAUAUCUAAAACAAUUCUAUUCAAAUUCUCCAUUGGAUUAUUCUAAUUAUGAUGACAAGAUUCGAAAACAGCUAUGUGAUCCCAUCUUUUGGCAAUCAAUGAUUGAUCAAUGGGGACAACAUUUAAUUAAUCUAAAUAUAACUAUCAAAGGUGAUGAAUCGUUUAUAAAUGAAGAUCUUACUAGUGCUUUCUGGCAACUUAGAUCUUGGCAAGUGAAAACCUUACAUUCGCCACCUUACUUCAUUAUUAGGACUAACGGGAAAAUUCUCGACAGUUCUUUGUUAUCUACAAUAUAA